Molecule: messenger RNA, 1071 nt
Organism: Sphenostylis stenocarpa
Lineage: Eukaryota; Viridiplantae; Streptophyta; Magnoliopsida; Fabales; Fabaceae
Source: the annotation of a GenBank genome assembly
AUGCUAUUUCCAUCCCAUUUCAGUCGUUGCAUUCAGAUUAGUACCACAAUAAUUCCUAAAGACUGGCUCUGUGAGACUUGCCAAUCCAAGCAUGAUUCAACUUCACCACAUAAAGUGAGCCAGGAUGUUGGUUCGAUGUCUUCUAAAAGACAACAAUCUGUCAAAAGGGGCAAAGUGAAGUACCUUGACUUGGAUGAAGUCAUUAGACUUUCUUCUUGGAAGGCUUCUUCUGGAUCCAAAAAUUUUAUUUCCAAGAUUCCCUCCCUGACUCCAAAAUCAAAUCCUCCCAUAUCACCUCCUAAAGUACAUGGGAAGCUUCCACCAAGAAAUGAUGAAGUACACAAGAAACCAAUGACUAACCAACAUGCUUCAUUCUCAUUAUUUCAAGGUUCUGUACCUAGCGAUGAUGGUAAAUUUAUUAUGGAAAAAGACCCUCAGAGUAAUCAGAAAAACUUAAACCUUUAUCGUAAAUUUUUACCCUCCUCAAUUCAUGCUUGGAGGGGUCAAAUCCAAAUUCUUCUAACCGCUCAAUCUAGCAUAACUUUUGAUGGGUUUGAGGCCCAACCACCAUGCAUUGUUAACAGGAAAGCAUAUAAAUUUUCAAGAGAAAUGCCAUCAGUCCUUCAAGUGGAGUCAUUUCCUGCGUUGAAUGUCUUGACUGACAUAUUCCCAGAUGAUUCUCCUAACCUUCAGGAUAUUGCAUUGUACUUCUUUCCAUCAGAAGACACUGAUAGGUUCAGAAAAAACCUGGAUAACAUAUUGAAGUUUAUGAAUGACGAAAAAGCAAUGCUAAGAAGUUAUAUUGAUGGAGUGGAGUUGCUAGUAUUUACCUCAAAUCAACUUGACACGGACUCAAGGGGUGUUAUUGCUGAAGUAAACGCCGGACAUUUCCUGUGGGGAAUCUUUCGCCAAAAUAAAAUUGAUAAAGCUAUUGAAAGAGUACCUUCCACGGAGCCAGUUGAUAUGGACAUCGAUAUGAUUGGAGGAAAAGAUGUGGUGGGAAGAAUUGAUCAUAUUCGAAAAGAUAAGCCCAAGAGUGCAUCUGUGAUGAAGUGUAAUAACAAACUGUGA